This is a messenger RNA of Bactrocera oleae (olive fruit fly), 1889 nucleotides long. RefSeq names its product Nimrod B5 (gene NimB5). NCBI's taxonomy places the organism in Eukaryota, Metazoa, Arthropoda, Insecta, Diptera, Tephritidae. The record is from RefSeq and is a predicted model, not a curated record.
UCCAAUAUUGAUAAGCGAUGCUGUGAAAGACCUUUCAGAGGGCCAACGUCAGUUUGCGAACGCGCACUUCCUACAAAACAAAAAGUUCUCAAAACUAAGAGAAAUGCUUAGCCGACGGACGAAUGCCUCCAGACGAACUGAGGCAACACUAUUUCAGUGUGUUUGUAGUUGACCAGCCCGCCGAUUCGCAGAAAAUUUGCUCAACUAACUUUUAGUAUGGAUUAUUCGCACUGAGCGUGAAUACAGCAAAUAAUUUUGGUUGCGGAAUCAAAAAUUUUCGGUGAAGUUUAAAGUGCUCAAGCAACCAAAGAAGCAAAGAAAUCAAGGCUUAUUUCAAAAAUAAGAAAAACUUAAAAAUCAAAAAACGAUAACAUUAAAGUAUAAAAUAUAUGUGCAGAGCUAUUGCAAAAGUUUGCUAGUGAAAUCUAAAAUUGCAAAUUCCAUGCAAGCCAGAUUUCUGAUGUAAUUCAGAUAAUCUAGAAAAAAUAAGAAAGUGAUUAAACGUGCCAAAUCAGUUACAUAUAUAUUUCAUAUAUUUGACGCCAUCAUGACAACAGUUUUCACUAGUAAACAAUUCAGUUUGUGCUGCUUCGUGUUGUUGUGUCUACAUUUUAUUGUAAUUGUCAGCAAUGCUGAAAGCCAGCAGCAUCAUCAUCGACAACAACGUCAACCUUACGGUGGUGAUACUGUUGAUUCUCAAGAUGCGGACGAUGCAACAAAUGAUGUGUCCCCGUAUCAGCGCUCUUCCUAUCGCGGUAGAGAUACUGCACGCAGACAAUUCAAUGAGAAUGAUGUAAAUUAUCAGUUUGGUAAUCGGCAGUUGGCAACAUCGGGUGCAGAGCAACUGUCGCGUCGUCAACUGCGGAAGCAACAACAGCGUCUAGAGAAACAGGCGAGAAGUCAAGUGCCACCCAUCGAAAUGACAUCGGAGGGCAACAAGUGUCAUAUUUGGGUGCCAGUGGAGAUGAUCAACAAAUAUCCGUAUGCGCAACGCAUUCAAUUGGAUCAACGCAAUCAACAGCAAAAAAUUCUGGUUUGCUGCGCUGGCUACGCGCCAUUUCGUUGGCGCGGCAACACGCUUUGCCAACCGCUCUGCGAGAAUUGUCGCAAUGGCCGCUGCAUAGCGCCCAAUGUAUGCGAAUGUUUCGAUAAUUUCGUCGCCAACGAUAACGGCGAUUGUGUAUUCGCCUGUCCGUUGGGUUGUCUGAACGGACGCUGCUUUCUUGAUGGCACCUGUCAAUGUGACGCCGGCUUUAAGUUGGAUGAGACGCGUAAAUUUUGUCGGCCCAUUUGCAGCAAUGGCUGUGGUAUGAAUCCGCGACACAAUUGCACCGAACCGGAAGUAUGUGGCUGUGCGAAGGGUUACCAGCUAACAAAUGAUGGUUGUGUGGCAGCAUGCGAUCCGGAUUGCGGUGAAGGUGGCGAAUGCCGUGAGCCGAAUCUAUGUUACUGCAGACCUGGCUAUGAACUCAAGGAUGGUGUGUGUCAGCGCGAUUGUUAUCAGAAAUGUGAUAAUGGCAUUUGCUAUAGCAAUAAUCGUUGCAUCUGCAAUCCCGGCUUUACAUAUCAUGAACGCUCGACACAGUGUGUGCCCAAUUAGUUGUAGUAAUAUGCUACAUACUUCCUAUUGUUAUGUGGGUAUAGGUGUGAUAAACAUAGUUAUCUUGUGAUAGUAAUUAUAAAAACUUUAAAAUAUCUGUAAUAAAAUUAAAAUGUUUAUUCUAAGCCUCGCAAAAGCUGGUAACCUGGCAUGCUGCUCUAUAAAAUAUCAAAAAUAGUGUCAAUGCUAGGCUCAAAAUUAUUCUUAACUUCGGUUGUGAACUCCAAAUCAAUUUUUACAAGAGUAGAAGGUAUUGCGCUAAAUAUAAAAAUUUAUAGGGUGAAAAAAU